UUCCUUUGUCUUUUUAUGCAAAUCAAUAAACCGUGUGUUUCUGUUUGUUUGUUUGUCUGUUUUCCAGGAGAGGCCAGUGCGUCCACCAUGUGGGACAACAAUGCCUGGGCGUAUUUCUAUGACAACUCGACUGAGGCGGAGGCGGAGCCACCCUUCCUCAUCCAGGACUUUAUCCACACCCUUCAGCCUGACGCAAGGUUCAUCGUCAUGCUGAGAGACCCUGUAGAGAGGUUGUACUCCGACUACCUCUACUUUGGGAUCACUAAUAAGUCUGCGGAGGACUUCCAGGACAAGGUGUCCGAGUCUCUCCAGCUGUUUGAAGGGUGCCUGACAGAGUACACCAUGCGCUCCUGUGUGUACAACACUACGCUCAACAACGCCAUGCCAGUCAGGUUGCAGGUGGGCCUGUACAUAGUCUACAUACUAGAUUGGUUGACAGUCUACAGUAGAGAACAGAUUCUGGUCCUUCGGCUUGAAGACCACGCCUCCAACAGGAAGUACACAAUGCACCAAGUCUUUGACUUCCUCAACUUGGGUCUGUUGACGGAGCAGAAGGAAGCAGAGAUCACCAAAAGUCCCGCCUCCAACACACGGCGGCCAGCGGAUAAGAACCUAGGACCCAUGCUCCCCGUAACCAAGGAGAUACUGAGGGACUUCUACACUCCGUUCAACAAGAAACUGGCCAAGGUGCUCCGCAACGACUCCUUCAGAUGGGACAACCAUUCAGAACUCAUAUAAAGACCUGUUUUAAUGGGGAAGCCAUUCAGAACUCAUGACAAUAAUUGUUUUAAUGGGACAACCAUUCAGAACUCAUAUAAACACCUGUUUUAAUGGGGAAGCCAUUCAGUACUCAUAUAAAGACCUGUUUUAAUGGGGAAACCAUUCAGAACUCAUGACAAUACUUGUUUUAAUGGGGAAACCAUUCAGAACUCAUAUAAACACCUGUUUUAAUGGGGAAACCAUUCAGAACUCAUGACAAUACUUGUUUUAAUGGGGAAACCAUUCAGAACUCAUGACAAUACUUGUUUUAAUGGGGAAACCAUUCAGAACUCAUAUAAAGACUUGUUUUAUUGGGGAAGCCAUUCAGUACUCAUAUAAAGACCUGUUUUAAUGGGGAAACCAUUCAGAACUCAUGACAAUACUUGUUUUAAUGGGGAAACCAUUCAGAACUCAUGACAAUACUUGUUUUAAUGGGGAAACCAUUCAGAACUCAUAUAAACACCUGUUUUAAUGGGGAAACCAUUCAGAACUCAUGACAAUACUUGUUUUAAUGGGGAAACCAUUCAGAACUCAUAUAAACACCUGUUUUAAUGGGGAAACCAUUCAGAACUCAUGACAAUACUUGUUUUAAUGGGGAAACCAUUCAGAACUCAUGACAAUACUUGUUUUAAUGGGGAAACCAUUCAGAUCUCAUAUAAACACCUGUUUUAAUGGGGAAACCAUUCAGAACUCAUAUAAACACCUGUUUUAAUGGGGAAACCAUUCAGUACUCAUAUAAAGACCUGUUUUAUGGGGAAACCAUUCAGAACUCAUGACAAUACUUGUUUUAAUGGGGAAACCAUUCAGAACUCAUGACAAUACUUGUUUUAAUGGGGAAACCAUUCACAACUCAUAUAAAGACUUGUUUUAAUGGAGAAACCAUUCAGAACUCAUGACAAUACUUGUUUUAAUGGGGAAACCAUUCAGUACUCAUGACAAUACUUGUUUUAAUGGGGAAACCAUUCAGUACUCAUAUAAAGACUUGUUUUAAUGGGGAAACCAUUCAGUACUCAUGACAAUACUUGUUUUAAUGGGGAAACCAUUCAGAACUCAUAUAAAGACUUGUUUUAAUGGAGAAACCAUUCAGAACUCAUGACAAUACUUGUUUUAAUGGAGAAACCAUUCAGAACUCAUGACAAUACUUGUUUUAAUGGGGAAACCAUUCAGUACUCAUGACAAUACUUGUUUUAAUGGGGAAACCAUUCAGAACUCAUAUAAAGACCUGUUUUAAUGGGGAAACCAUUCAGUGCUCAUAUAAAGACCUGUGUUAAUGGGGAAGCCAUUCAGUACUCAUAUAAACACCUGUUUUAAUGGGGAAACCAUUCAGUACUCAUAUAAAGACCUGUAUUAAUGGGGAAGCCAUUCAGUACUCAUAUAAACACCUGUUUUAAUGGGGAAACCAUUCAGUACUCAUAUAAACACCUGUUUUAAUGGGGAAACCAUUCAGUACUCAUAUAAAGACUUGUUUUAUUGGGGAAGCCAUUCAGUACUCAUAUAUCCCAGUCAAUGUUCCAUCUACAUUUUUUGGGGCACUGCAAAUUUCAGGUCUGCUGAGCGAACUUUGUGAAAAUUCUGUGCAACUUCCAGCGUGCGUUCACUGUGAACACUGAGGCUGUACCCACUUUAAGUUACAGUUUUACUGUGAACACUGAGGCUCUACCUGCUUUAAGAUACAGUUUUACUGUGAACCCUGAGGCUGUACCUGCUUUAAGUUACAGUUUUACUGUGAACACUGAGGCUGUACCCACUUUAAGUUACAGUUUUACUGUGAACACUGAGGCUGUCCCCUCUUUAAGUUACAGUUUUACUGUGAACACUGAGGCUGUCCCCUCUUUAAGUUACAGUUUUCCUGUGAACACUGAGGUGGUCCCCUCUUUAAGUUACAGUUUUCCUGUGAACACUGAGGCUGUACCCACUUUAAGUUACAGUUUUACUGUGAACACUGAGGCUGUCCCCUCUUUAAGUUACAGUUUUCCUGUGAACACUGAGGCUGUCCCCUCUUUAAGUUACAGUUUUACUGUGAACACUGAGGCUGUCCCCUCUUUAAGUUACAGUUUUACUGUGAACACUGAGGCUGUCUCCUCUUUAAGUUACAGUUUUAACAGUGGCCAAGUAGGCUACUGUGGGUACUUACUGUGGGUAUCAUAAUGUAGAUCUAUCUUCAAAAACAAUGUAGAAAAUGCAUCCCAUAAUAUGUUAACAUGGAAAUAGCUGUUCUAUCAUUCAGCCUACAGUAGCAGCCAAUGUGUGGUGUUCAAUGCAGAUCUACAUUCCAUCAGACUUUUGAAGAAAACAUGCAGGGCUUGACCUUUAACCUGUUUAUCCAGUUGUCCUUCAGACAUGGAGGUGACUGAAAAUGUUGUUGUGUUGUAUGAUGCAAGAAACCACUUCACAAAAUAAAAUCCAUUAUUCUUCCCUUA
This is a messenger RNA of Oncorhynchus nerka (sockeye salmon), 3179 nucleotides long. Its product is annotated as carbohydrate sulfotransferase 15-like. The record is from RefSeq and is a predicted model, not a curated record. Bases 16 to 738 code for a protein of 240 amino acids. Gene Ontology annotation, biological process: hexose biosynthetic process. Gene Ontology annotation, molecular function: N-acetylgalactosamine 4-sulfate 6-O-sulfotransferase activity. The transcript has 4 exons. NCBI's taxonomy places the organism in Eukaryota, Metazoa, Chordata, Actinopteri, Salmoniformes, Salmonidae.